This is a messenger RNA of Cucurbita moschata (crookneck pumpkin), 1092 nucleotides long. RefSeq lists its product as uncharacterized. The transcript has 2 exons. The record is from RefSeq and is a predicted model, not a curated record. Lineage: Eukaryota; Viridiplantae; Streptophyta; Magnoliopsida; Cucurbitales; Cucurbitaceae. Bases 187 to 948 code for a protein of 253 amino acids.
UCCUCGCCCGCGCCCAGCGCUCCAAAUCUCCAACGUCAUCCACUCGUCUCCUCCAUGAACACAACACCAACUGUUCUUCAAGUUCAGAUUCUCAUUCUCAAAUUCCAUUAGACUUUCUAGCCUCCAAAAUGCCUCGCUAAAUCCUCGCAAACUGCUCAGAGAUUCGAGUUUUGAGUUUUAUGUCAAAUGGAGUCCAUCGUUGUAACCAAAUCCAAGAAGAGGAACAAAUUGUUUCCGUGUUUCCGAGCGGCGGCCUCCGGUAGCCCUGUCGGCCAUGGCGCUCCAGAGGAGCAGGUUUUUCCAUUCAUGACGGUGAGAGACAAUGUGCUGCCGGUGGAUCGAGGCGAUGAAGAUUCCAGUCGCUGGAAAAAGAAAGGCGGUCGCGGUGCUUGGUCGCGGGCGAUUAGGGCUGUCAUAUUCGGAACUUCAUUGGCAAAGAAGAUUGCUAAAAGGAAAGCGAAACAUUAUCAAAAUUCGAAGGAGUCUCAAAGGCAUCUAGCUCCGUCCUGGUUUAGCAGCAGAUCAAGAAGUGGUUCAGAUCUAAAUUACCGCAACUAUUCUACCCGUAGUUCUGAGCCAUUUUCAUCCCCCUCGUUCUACAGUUCGUCUCCUUCCUCCACGGAAAAAAGCGACUCAUCAUUUCGACUCUAUCCAACUGCAUCGAAUCGACUAUACACACAGAUUAAUUUCAGAAAAAUCUUCAGCGGUUGGUUUGUGCUACUGGUAUGUCUUCUAAGCUUGGUUUUAUGGGGGAAAACCGGAGCUAUUAUCUGCACUUCGGUUUGGCUUCUCUGUUUGUACCGCUGGAGGUUCAGAUUCAGGUCACCGGACGACAAGGCCAGUACGGUGGCGAUGAGUUCCGGCGAAUACAACGACAUAGAGAUCAUGGAAGAAUUUCUGAAGCGAGACCGUUUAGCUGCUCGGAAUUCAACCUUACGCAUUGAUUGAUCUAUAACAGCGAAAGGGCGCCAAUAAGGUUCUAAAUGGCGUUUCAAAGCCGAUUUUUGCAUUUUUUCAUUACAAAUUUGAAAAACGUCAUUGUCGAUUUUGUUCAUCACAGACGUUAACGAAAAAUCAAUUAAAUAAAAACUA